AUGAAGGCUCUAUUCACGGCUGCAGUAUUAAUAGGUUUGGGAGGAAGAGCCCAGAUCUCAGCACAUAAGGGUUGGACUGGCUUUCCUGCAGCCCCAGAAGCACUGGUGCCUUUCCUGGGGAAACAGGAGGGACUGACAGGGCCAGCCACCCCCAUGGAACUGGAGAGGCUGAGGUUCGUGGGGUUCGGAGGUGCCUCUCUAGUGCCCAGCACUCCUGAGCCCACAGGUCACAGCCUCUCCCCACACCAGGGUUCAGCCGACUCCUAUACCAGCCGCCCAUCUCUGGACUCAGACGUCUCCCUGGAGGAGGACCGGGAGAGUGCCCGGCGUGAAGUGGAGAGCCAGGCUCAGCAGCAGCUGGAAAGGGCCAAGCACAAACCUGUGGCGUUUGCUGUGAGGACCAAUGUCAGCUACUGUGGCGUACUGGAUGAGGAGUGUCCAGUCCAGGGCUCUGGAGUCAACUUUGAGGCCAAAGACUUUCUGCACAUUAAAGAGAAAUACAGCAAUGACUGGUGGAUCGGGCGGCUAGUGAAAGAGGGCGGAGACAUCGCCUUCAUCCCCAGCCCCCAGCGCCUCGAGAGCAUCCGGCUGAAGCAGGAGCAGAAGGCCAGGAGAUCUGGGAACCCAUCCAGCCUGAGUGACAUUGGCAGCCGACGCUCCCCUCCUCCAUCUCUAGCCAAGCAGAAGCAAAAGCAGGCGGAACAUAUUCCUCCAUAUGACGUGGUACCCUCCAUGCGGCCUGUGGUGCUGGUGGGACCCUCUCUGAAAGGUUAUGAGGUCACAGACAUGAUGCAGAAGGCGCUCUUCGACUUCCUCAAACAUAGGUUUGAUGGCAGGAUCUCCAUCACCCGAGUCACCGCAGACCUCUCACUGGCAAAGCGAUCCGUGCUCAACAAUCCUGGCAAGAGGACCAUCAUCGAGCGCUCCUCUGCCCGCUCCAGCAUUGCUGAAGUACAGAGUGAGAUUGAGCGCAUAUUCGAGCUGGCCAAAUCCCUGCAGCUAGUAGUGUUGGACGCUGACACCAUCAACCACCCGGCACAGCUGGCCAAGACCUCACUGGCCCCCAUCAUCGUCUUUGUCAAAGUGUCCUCACCGAAGGUACUCCAGCGUCUCAUCCGCUCCCGGGGGAAGUCGCAGAUGAAGCACCUUACUGUGCAGAUGAUGGCAUACGAUAAGCUGGUCCAGUGCCCACCCGAGUCAUUUGAUGUGAUUCUGGAUGAAAACCAGCUGGAAGACGCCUGUGAGCACCUGGCUGAGUACCUGGAGGUUUACUGGAGGGCAACCCACCACCCAGCCCCCGGCCCUGGGCUUCUGGGCCCUCCCAGUGCCAUCCCCGGACUUCAGAACCAGCAGCUGCUAGGGGAGCGUGGCGAGGAGCACUCGCCCCUGGAGCGGGACAGCCUGAUGCCCUCAGACGAGGCCAGCGAGAGCUCCCGCCAAGCCUGGACGGGCUCUUCACAGCGCAGCUCCCGCCACCUGGAGGAGGACUAUGCGGAUGCCUAUCACGACCUGUACCAGCCUCACCGCCAGCACACCUCGGGGCUGCCUAGUGCCAACGGGCAUGACCCCCAAGACCGCCUCCUGGCCCAGGACUCGGAGCACAACCACAAUGAGCGGAACUGGCAACGCAACCGGCCCUGGCCCAAGGAUAGCUACUGACACAGCCUCCUGCCACCCUGCCCCGGCAGGCACAGGCACAGGCUGGCUGGGGCCCCUGCUCCAGGCAGGUCGGAGUUAGACUGGCAUGAGGCUGGCACUAGGCUCAGCCCCCGAACCCCCCCGCCCAGCCCCAGCUCCAGGCCUGCCUGCAGUCCCGAGGUUCUGGGAGAAGAGCAGGGGGCCCCCUCACCUCCUGGGCACAGUGACCCCCCCCCCCUAGGCUGCCAUUCCAGGAAAUAGCUGUGUGUGCUGCACCCUGGCACCUUUCCUCUCCUCCUGCACAAGAAACUGCCCCACUGGGCAGUGCCCUCAGGCCAGGACCCCCUUAGCAGGGGCCUUCCCACCAGACUCAGGGAAGGAAUGCCACCCAAAGAGACAAGAGGGUGGGGCAUGGGCAGCAUGGCAUGAGGGAGAAACAAGGUCCCUGAGCAGGUACAGUCCUGUCCUAACCUGAGGGACUCAGGGUUCGUGCUUUGGGGUCCGAGGGCCUCUACUCACCUCACUGCCGCACGUGAGACAUGAGACAGUCGAAGCCCAGCAGGGUGGCACUCCUGGCAUCAGCUGGGGUGGGGCAUCCACACAAAGGCUGGAGCAUGGGCAGCUGGGCCAGGGCCAGCUGAAGCUCCAGCAGGGAAGGGCUCUGCCCACCUGCCAGGAAGCAUCUUAACAUCUGAAGGGACCAGGGACUAGGAACAUGGUGGGCUGGGGGCUGGGGGAGGGAGGGCAAGUGUAGCAGAGAAUAUAUGGACGGCUUGCUCCGGGCGCGUCCUUGCCCCACUCAUUCUUUCGCUCUUGCAUCCUAUCUUUUCUGUUUUUGGCCUUCAUGCCUCCCACGCCCAUGGGAUAUGGGCCUCAGACUUUAUUCCCUGAUCCAUAGCUGCUGCUCGUAAGUUAGGAUUAGAGGGGGAGAUAGGACCCAGCGGACAGCCCCCAGAGGCCCUGUCAGCCUGGCUACCCUUGUCUUAAGGCUCUAGUGUGUGACCUACAGAGCAUGCUCCACAAGACCCUGCCCCACCUCACUGUCAUCACUAAUAAACA
Molecule: messenger RNA, 2697 nt
Organism: Budorcas taxicolor (takin)
Lineage: Eukaryota; Metazoa; Chordata; Mammalia; Artiodactyla; Bovidae
Gene: CACNB3
Product: calcium voltage-gated channel auxiliary subunit beta 3
Exons: 12
Coding region: 1-1659 (552 amino acids)
Biological process (GO): regulation of voltage-gated calcium channel activity; chemical synaptic transmission; calcium ion transmembrane transport
Cellular component (GO): voltage-gated calcium channel complex
Molecular function (GO): protein binding; high voltage-gated calcium channel activity
Source: RefSeq, a predicted model, not a curated record